GACUACCGUUUUACCCAAAACAACUACUUUUUCAAUUAACGUUCGUUGAAACUUUGCUAACCUUGGAAAAAAGGAACGAAAGGUACUAGGCGGUGUCACGAAUUGCUCGCUGAUAUAUUGACAAGAUCCGGUAGUGAAGAAAGUUUACAACAUGCUGAAGUUUCGAGCGCCGGGACAACGAAAGUGCAGCUACACGGUUAAUCCAGGCAGCAAAGCGGCUCAACAGGGGGUGAGAGAGGGUGAUUUGAUUAGUAGCAUAAAUGGAAGAACUACCCGGGAUUUAACGAACAGCGAAGCACAUGCACUCUUACGAAACGCUGGAGAACACUUGAAACUCGGUUUAAAUCAGGAAAAUAUUGGCUCUCCAAAACGACGAAUUUAUAGAAGCAGUUUACAAGAAAAUACUACUAGUGAAAUCCUCAGCAAAACAACGACAACGAAAACUACGACUACAUCGAAUACUCAGAUUAUAACGACUGAUACAAAGAAGAACGAAACAAAUGAUACAAAAUCUGACCAAAGCUACGCCAAUCAGAACGGUGAACCGAAGAGUUCCUUGAUCCACCAACGAAACGAAACCGAGAAAAGAGUUUGCAAAUUCUUGGAGUACGCUACCGACACGGAAGAGAUUAACAUGCCGCACAGUGCGCGAAACCGCAGAAAUCGCAAAGGUCGCAACAACAGAAGACCCUUUCAAAGGCAGCAAACUCUGGAUAAAGCUACGAAAGAUAACAACGCCACCAUAGAAAUUCCGAAGAACAUCGAGGAACACGAAGAGAAUCUUCACGAACCUAAGACGAGCGCAGAUACGAAGACGAACGACUCCGACUCGGAGAAUACCGUACACAGUGGCAAAAAUCAACGGCAGAAUGUCGAAGACGAUGAUGUAAACGUGACAAAGAAUUCGGAUAACGAAAUCACCCCAAAGGGAGUUAUAUCGAAGUCUCGUAGAUACGCGAAAGAAGAAAAGUGUCGAAUAGAGAUAGGUACAGUGCAACCUGGCAUCAAAGUUAUGAAGAUCACAACGAUCAGUAGUUCACCUCUGGAAGCAAAGAUCGAUCACAUUCCCGGGGUCGGUAUCGUAGAGACUGGCAGUAAAGAUAAGAUGCCGGAUAACGAGGCUAUUGUGACAAUUUCCGAACCUGUGGACUCUUUCUCUUCUUCUACGACGAAAGUGGACAGGAAGAACGAUCUGAGUCAAGAUUCGAUGUUGACUGGCAACAAGCUGCAGAUUCGCGAUGUCAGCGACUGCGACACGGUAGACACCGAUAACGUUAAACCAGUUAUCGUCGAAAUGGAAUCGGACGUGGAAAGGGAGCCAACGGAGCUAGCUACGCGGUUGGAAGCGGAUUUCGAUGACUCUGAUGCGUCGAAGCAAGAUUUUGUGGAACCGAGGCGUGUCUGGGACAGCGUGAUGCCGCACGACGUAGAGAGGAAAUUGAGGAGCUUCAUCGAGAGUCUAAAAUUGCCGACUUACGUGGAGGACGUCGUGGAACCAACGAAGCCGACGGACCACGAGCGGAUCAGUGGCUCGACGCACAAGAAGGCGAGGAAACGCGCCACUUUCGAAGCGCAACACGCGCACUUGCAAGCGGCUAACAGGUUUUUGGACAUCAUUCAAGAGGAGGGCGAGAAACUGUCCGAAGACGAAGAGCAGCAUAUAAGAGAUUUUAUUAACGAGGAGAUUGGGAAAUACCGGAGGAAAGAACGCUGUUCGGAACGUGUAGAACAUAAAGAGGGAUUGAUGCAAGAAAUAAGAGAGGAGGAGCACAGUGUGAAGAUAAAUGUGAUCAACGUGGACGAAGAAAUGUCUGAGAAAAAGGAAGAUGCUGAUAAAAAGGAAGAUGCUGAUAAAAAGGAAGAUGCUGAUAAACAGGAAGAUGCUGAUAUAGGAAGAACUCUAGAAUUGGAUAGAGUGGAAACGGAGCUUGACACUAGAGAAGCGAGGAAGCCGAUUGACGAAGAUGAUGAAUCGCGGAAGGAUUCAAAGGAAGAGAAUUUCAAGCUGAAAGAAGAUAAUGAUACGGAAGUGUUAGAAGGGAAAAAUGUUAAUGUUGAAGACGAGUCUGUAGGAAGUGAGUCAUUCAAAAUAGAGGAAUUGGAGCAAAGUAUAGAAGAAGAUGAAGAGAUAUUAGAGAAAAAGGACGAUAAUAAUGGAAAGAUCGAGGAAGUGGUAAGCGAACCAUUGAGUGAUGACAGUAUAAGUCAAAGUGAUUCUAAGUUGAUUGUUGAAGAUGAAACUAGUGGUCAAAUGUUGUUUAAUGGUGCAAAUAAUGAAUUGAAAGAUUUGAAUAAUAAGCAAUUAAACGAAAAAUGUGAAACAUUAACUGAUGAUGUUAGAAUAAAAGAAGUAGAGAAAGUAUCGCUUGUUCAAGAAGGUAUGUCGACAGAACAGACGUCAGAAAAACAAUCAGAAGUUCCUGAUGAUUUAAAUAUCAGUGCACGUUGUACGACGAUACAGGUUGAAGAGAACAAAAAUGAAAAAUUAGAACUGGAUAAAAAUCAAGAUACUUUGAAUGAAAUAUCGGAAGAAUUAAAGAUCAAACAGUUAGAAGUGGAUAGUAAUUGUACUCGUUUGGAAAGUGAAGUAUUAAUUGAAAAGCCUGUUAGAGAAGAAAAAUUGGAUUUGGAAAAUAAUAUACGAAAUUCUGAAGCAUUGUCAAAGGAAACUGAAGAAUCAAAAUCAAUUGGUGACGAUGAUGGUUCCAAAAACGAAGUGCUGUGUGAAAAAUUGGUAAAAGAGAAGGAAUCUUGUAUGAGAGAUGAUGUUGUGAAAGAUUCCAAAGUAAAUACGUUGCCUGAAAAUCAAACGACUGAAGCGAUUGAAAAUGGAACAACAAAUAAUGGAGAAUCGUCUCAUAAAAGUGAGAUAAAGUUCGCAAAAGUCGAUGAAGAAUCAUCGUACGAAAUAACAUCUGCAGAAGUCAAUGAAAAAUCAUCGCAAUAUGAAACAAAACAUAGAAACGUCGAUAAAGAAUCAUCGAAAGAAAGUGAAACAAAAUCUAUAGAAAUUAAUAACGAAUCAUCCGAAUCGAAAUAUUCAUGUGUAGAAAAUACGCAAAAUGAAAGUUGUACCAAUCCAAAAAACAUUAAUAUUUCCGAAUCAAGCAUAACGAAAAGCGUAAGCGAUGAAUUAUUAAAAGAACAAUCCUGUUGCAUAGAAAGGAAAUGCCCAGAAAUUCAGACUCCAGAAAACGUUAUAUCAGUGAUAAAGACAAAACCUUGUACCGUAACGCCGCCAAAAAGAUCUUCUAGCCUAUCAGACAUCGAUUUCCAAGAGAAAACAACGUAUUCCGGUAUUUACGAUCGUAAUCCUCCAACCCCUCCGCUUCGUCGAAAAAGGGAAGUCAAACAGCUCAUAGACGUUGACGAUCCUCCCAGUCGUCCACCUCUUCCGAAAGAAAACCUCAGUAUAUUCGAUGCAUCUUUCAGACAACCCUUGGAAAUACAUUCUUUGGAGACUCCAACGAUGUGUAGGAAUAUUGGCAGCCUGAGAACUUUAUUGACAAUAAUAUCCCGCAGUGACGCGUCCGUCAGAAAUAUUCGCGACGCUUUAAGCACCGUGGAUUCGUUGGCUCUGCCUGAGAACGUACGCAAGAUAAUCGAUGAUCUAAGAGCAAGCGGGAGGAGGGCUUGUCUCGGGAGUGACAUUACCGAAUUGCACAAUUACCUUGAGAACGGCGCCGAGCUUGGCAAUGGAGCAACGCCUGAAAUAACGCAUGACUACUUGAAUCGUAACGUACACGAAAAAUCGUCGGCGUCCAAGUCGUCGGCGAGAUCUGACGCGCACGAGCCGGUCGAACGACUAGUGAAAAUGGUCAUAGAAUCGUCUAAGGACGAACCUGAUCGAGCAACACUUUCUGAUAAAUCCAAUCAGAAGCAAUCCGAGAGUAAGAUCGGAACGUUAACGAAUGAAAAUCAGGGAAAGAAAACUGAAUCGGAACAGUCAUCGCGUCAUCAUGUUAAUAAGGAGGUUAUCAAGAGUGAAAUGUCGAUGAAGAAGAAGAUUGUAACGCAAAAAAACAUAUCAACUAUGCGUGACUUUAGAUCGCGUAAUAAUAAAGUUGAAAAUUCAAAAGAUACCAGGGAGUUAACUACUAGCGAGGAAGAGUUUGAAGAAAUAUACAAAUACUCCACUUCAAAGGACAAUGACGAAGUGCAGUCUUACGUUCGUAAAAUUAGCAAGCACGAUAAUCAUGAUCAGAAGGAACGUGAAAAAUUCGAUAGCCCAUCAGAAAUACUAGACUCUAUUGUAAAAAUCCACCCUGAGCAUUUCAUGGAUAAAGAUAAGUUGGAGACAGUGGAUUAUCAAGGGCACGACUCGUCCAGCAGUGCAACUACUUUGAGUACGGUGAAGUAUAACCCGGCAGAUGCCUGGCAAGCUGACAUUUAUUCGAUAAUAGCGGAAGAAGCAAGGAAAAGCAAGCUUAAGCGAGAGGCAGAGGAGAAAGUCGAGUCAUCCAGCUUGAGAAACAAACUUCCUUUGCUGAAAAGCGAUGAAUCGUUUUAUAACACAACGAACUGUCACGAAGUUCCAGUGACACCUGAACCUAUACCCUAUUCACCUGUCGAAGAUCUGUGUUACGCGACCAUUGACAGUGAUGCGAAUUAUGUGAAAAGUCAGUCGCAGAAAGGCGGGACUACCAAUGGACCAGAGUCUUUGAAAGACCUUAGCAUUAAGAAAAUUUUGUCGAUGCCGUACGGUUUUCACGUAAUCAACGAGAUCACGAUGCCUAAAUUUAACAUCUUUAAAAGUCUACGAUCUAUCCCGAAGUUUACUAAUAACGUAACGAAUGAUGAGAUUAGAGACAUUCCAUUAAAUAUGCAUGCAUUACCCAAGUCGCGGCAAACGACCAUGGCCAAAGAUAGUUCGGGAACGUGGGUAGGUUUAUCGACGUCCAAAGAUCCCAGGUUGCUCGUUUGCUUAUCACCGUCUCAGCAGAAAACCGCAAUAAAAACGAGCGCGGACAACUUACUGGAUUUGCAUAGAAAAUUCCUAAACAGACACAGCUAUUUCGACGAAGAACCGCCUCCACGAAUCCCUGUUCCUAAAUAUCGAGUCGAACUGCUGCCCAUCGACGAAAGUAACAAAGAAAGCGUUAAACGCGAAGUAAAAAUCGAAUUCUCCAAACCGACUGCUCAUGACGUUCGCACUGAAUACGAUAAAAAAUUACCUACAAACAGGCUGUUAGACAUCAUCAAAGAAAAUUCUGACAAUUCUAAACAUCCAUAUAGCGCGAGACCAAAGUCGAGAAACGAAUCAAAGGUAAAGUUUGAUGAAUCGAGGCACUCCGACACAAAGUCGUCUUAUACAAAGUCGAGUACUCUUGACAAUGGUCAGGAGCGUCUCAAAGUCACUCGCCUAUGCGACUGGUUGAACUUAGCAAGACGCGAACCCGUCAGUAAUGCGCGGCACGCGACAUCGCUAUCCGAUGAUUUAUUAAUAGAAUCGUCGGGUGAGGGAAAAGAGCGUGAUAAGAGUCGAUUCAGCGAACGAAUUCAUGGCAAUCAGUCGGAGGUUGCAAAAGAAUCAGGGUCAGAUAGAACCAAGGAACAUGUUACUGGUAAACGGUCGACGCCAGCUCAUUUCAUCAACGCUGCUUUGAUCGUGAAUUCGCUCGAAAAACCGGAGCCGCCCGUCAGAAGUCCGACGCCCUUCAACAAGAGUCCCAUUACACUGAACAGUGCUAUCAUCGACAAAUCGGCCGCGAUGCCAGACACUGCGGACAGGAGGACACCGCCACGAAGGACCAUCGAUCCGCGCUACAACGUGAAUCCAGCGUUGAUCGACAAUAAAGUGGAAGUGCCACCGCGUCUGAAACGUGUGAUCAACGUAGACAAAUCGUGUAUCGACACGACGAGUAUUUUCGAUCAGAAUCCACCUAGAAGUCAUCUGGAACCACGACGAUACAAGAGCGAAGAAGAAGAAAAUGUGAAACAGGUGGCAGCUACGGAAAUCAUGCAAAAUCUGAAAAAGCUUCAAACCGAGGCAGAAACUCAAUUGGAGGGUCAUCGAAAGUAUUCUCUACCCCAAGAGUAUUUCGCACAGCAACUGAAAUACAUAGAGCUGCUGGAGAAUCAGUUGAAAAACGUAAUAUUAGCCGAGGAGGAGGAGAAGGAAGCCUUUGAGACAUUCCAAACACAUGCGAGGCAACGGGUACAGGAGACAGGUGUAACGAAGGAUGUACCGAAGAGACUUCCUUCUUCAGACAAGUCUUUUGAUCGAGUAUAUACCUCUGAGAUUAAAGAGAAAGCCUCUCAAGACACUCGCAAUGAUGAAUCUUGGGUAGAGAGCCAAAGCUGGCAGGAGAAGUCCGAGGAAGUGAAGGAAAAUUAUUCGGAGACGAUUAAUAAACAUGGUCAGAAGGAUUUUUUGAAGAAGGUGCAUCGCGAGAACGGUUUCCACGAGGAGGAAUGUGAAAAGCGAAUCGAGCACGUGGAACAGCAUUCCGUGAUGACCAAGAAGGGUGACAAAGUUCCUGAAAAGAUGAAAACGGAUCGAGCUGAGCAAGCGAGCGGCGCUUGUAAAAAAGCACCUACGGAAAAAGAGAGGACGAAGGAAGAGCGUGGUUUUGGCAAAGAAAAUACGUCGCCUGAGAUGUCUAACUCACAGAAAACCGUCAAAGUCGAAAAACCGAGUGUGCCCGCGGCCGUGAAGAACAGCGAAACGUUUCGACAGAGAAUGUACGACGAGUAUGUGCACAAGGUCCUCGAGCGAGAAGAACGGAAACAUCAUAAAGUGGUGAAAAUCAGCACUCACGAGGAUAUUCAGAAAUUGAAGAAUAAUUUGGGAAAAAGUGACAUGAGCACCGUUGAAAAAGAGUUUAUCGAAAAAGCGAGGAACAGGCUAAAUAAAUUUGGGAUUAAUUUGGACGAAAGCGAAUCUGAAAGCGACAAAAGCGGUAGUAAAGUCAAACGUGACAAAAAGACGAAUGAGAGGAAAGAAGAAUGCAACGAGGAGGAGAGUACCGUCAAGGUGAAAUGUUUGAUCGACGGGAAGGAGUUCGAAGACGCGAAAAAGUUACCGAAGCAUCUACAAGAAUUCCUUACAAUGUCCGCCACGUUCGACGAUGUCGGAUAUGGUUAUGAUUUUGACACAAGGCAAAGUGAUAAUGAGAACGAUCUUCUGCACGAGAUUGACAAUGCUUUGAAAUUCGGCAAGGGAUUUCUGUUUGGGAAAGAGAACGUUAUGUUCGCUCCCACGUUUAAAGCUUCUUCCGCAACACCAGGCGUUUGGUCACCUGGAAGCGAGCCACCGCCACCCCCAAAGGAACCGAGUCCUGGACAGAAAGAACCUCCAAAGGAUACUGGAAUCCCUCCUGUCUGGACGCCUUCCAGCGCCGGAACCAGUCCAGUUCCUGAAAAAAAGGAAUUUCGACCGGUGCAAUUCGAAAGCCCUAUUCUGAGCCGAAAAAAGCCAGCGCAGCAAGAAAGUACACAGGAGGCCCCACCACCUUGGGAAACGGAAGAAGAAAAGAAAGAAACGUCCCGAAGUUGUUAUGACAGCAGUACGCGAAUUGUCAAUUCGCAUUCAGCACCUUCGCAAGGAUUAAGUUCGUUAAGUUCAACACCUCAUCUGCCACGUGCCCAGAAUCCAACUAUAACGCUGCUUCAGAAAGCAAGAGAGGGCCAAUUACCGAAAGGAGCAGCCUAUCUGGAGGAGACCGAAACGAUAAAACGACCUCCGAGCGACGAAAAGCCGAUAAUUAGUCCAGGCGAGAUCAUUUACAACGUGAAGAAAGAGUACGAGAGCGAGCCAGAAACAGAAAAUGAACCGCCAAAGAAGAUGGCCGAUUUGAGUCCUCGAAAAUUCAAUGGUAUUGGUCCAACAUCUAAGGAGGGUAUUCCUCUCGUUUUAAGAUCGGAAGUCAAGGAGAAUAAUCAAACAAAAUGGUAUAAGAAAAUGUACGACUCGUUGCAUCGUGCAGACAGAAGCGAUGACUACAUAACCGUUCAUUACAAACAAAGAAGAGGGACGAGAUAUGGUUACGAAAGUGGCAGUGGAUAUUUAAGCGAACCGGAACACCGUUUAUAUUCGGAUCGUUCUGUCACGCUCGACAGCCGUCGUCGUCUACGUAACAAGGAAAAUGAUUUCGCCACGUCGACUAUGCCCAGAAAAAAUGGCACAUUAAAAUAUACUUCAGAGAUUUAUAAAAAUCAACCUGGACGAAUCGAGGAUUACGAACCUGGACGGUCAUCGAUCGCCGAAAAGGAAGCCAAGGAGUGGUGGGACGAGGUCAUGGAUAUAUUUGACGGGUGGUUGAACGAGAAUGGACAUCCCCAGGGUAUGGAAAUGAAGGAGCUCCGAGAUGCACAGCUGAGCCACCGUGCUCUGAGCCUCUCCUACCGACCGGAGAGCAGUUACAAUCCUUUUGACCAGCGCAAUAGUCGUCCAGUGAAACCAUAUAUGUCACAUGCUCUUAAAGAAUCAGGAUACGAAAGCGAUUCUACUCUGGUAUUCCGUCGCAAGGAAGAUAUCAGCCCGCUGAGUCAAGUUGAACAAAGACUGGCCUAUAAAACUGUUCAAAGCGGUGGCGACGUACCCCUUCAUGGCUUUCGUAAACCCGCUCCAGAACGACCAAAGGACGACACGGGGAUCGAGAAUUUUCUGAUCUCGCCCACUUUGACACGGAUCCGUGUUCACCGAAAAAGUGUCUCUGCUACCACACCUGCUUCAUCAUCAACCACUUUCUCGCGACACGAAAGAUUAUCCUCCAGUGAGAGUGGAAUGAGCAAGAAAAUGGACGUUCGAUCAACUAUCACAAAAUCAAAGUGUCUCAGAGACGACAGUUUCACCAAUCCACAACUAGGUAGUAGAACAUUCUCAAAUGCGGUCACAGGACCUCCUUCUCCACCCCGAAGACAAUCUUCUAGAAACAGCAAAACAUUGAAACUGUAUGCAUCAACUGCAUCAAAUCUCAAACAUCAAACCAUGGAUAACACGCAAUCUUUUAAAUCAAGACACAAGCAAUGUUUUACAGAAGACGGGUCCAAGGUUAAAUCACUGAAAGAACGGUUUUGCAGCAAUCUUGACAGAUUCAAGCAGAGUCGAAAAAGUCUUUCAACUUCCACUUUAUUUCGAACGUCCUCUAACAGCUCGAUCUCGCCUCGGUCUAAAGUUUCUACUUCGGUGUCCAUUCCAUUGAACAAGAAGAACUCGGACUCGUGGUUGUCACAAAGUUUACUCGACACAGCUGCGAUGGAAAGUUUCGCGGCCGACAAAAGUCGAACUCGCGUUUGCGUGGAUACUUCUUCUUCGUGGAAAACUGGCUACGGAUAUUCAGCGAAACCUGACUUGAAACGUGGACUUGAACAUAAAUCAUCCUCUUCUUCUUCGAAGACGACUUCGAAAUAUCUAAUUCCUUCCCCAACAAAAUCAAAGAAGUUGCGUACUAUGAAUGAAAUCGGUAAUUCUAUAUCUUAUCUUAAGAAAACUAAUGUUAGAGGAAGGUUAACAAGAAAAGAGCAGGAAGAAUCUUCUAAAAGACUCGCCAGGUCACCGGUUGAUUUAUCUUCUAUAGAAAAUAGGAAGCAUUUGCAGAAAUAUAGAGACAAAAAUAGCAAAGAUGUUCGCACGACAGUAUUGCCAUCAGGAGCAGUUGUUAAAAGUUCCUCGACGAUGUAUUCUGCAGCUUUAAAUAAUGCAAAGCAGAAAAGUCCGCAAGACAAAUCUUUGAAAGUAAUAGUUACUGUGUCUUCUAAAGGACAGGAAAUGUUAAGAAACCCAGUAGACUCAACUUCUACAGCAAAAUCAACGUUUGCUUUAAAAUCUUCUUCAGCCACAUCUUCUCCAUCAGUUCUGGGUAGAUCGGUAUUAACAGACACCAGGAAACCGAGGACAAUAGUCGGACAGCAUGAUAAAAUAGGUUCUAGCAGGAAAUUUACAUCCUCUUCUGAUGCAAUUAGCGAAUCAUAUACAAAGAAGAGACUAAGACCUCAUACCAUCGUCAAGUUUCCUACACAAAAGCCAGAAACCAUAAAAAUUAAUCCUGACUCGACUAAAAAAAAACUUGAAGCAAAGAAAUCGAAGAAGGACAAGACCGAAGUUACUGCGAGAACGAAAAAAGUAACAACUGGACAAAAGUCAGAUUCAAAAAAUGAAAGUAUUAAUAAAACUAAUAUUGAAAACGAGGAGCCUAAUAUUAAACAGAGUCCGUUAUCAACACUGAGUAAACAAUCACCCGUGUUAGCUGUAGAAAAAAUUAAAGGACAUCGCGAAGUAGCAUGUUCCGAUACAUCUUUCCAGAAUCUCUUUUUAGAAUCAGUUUCUUCAGCUGUUUCAAAUGAAAAUGUCUCUUUUAAGAGAUACAGUGUUAGUGAACGAGCGAGGAUAUACCAAGAAAACAUCAGAGAGGGUAGCAAAUCGGAACCUUCAUUAAAAGCCUUGAGUAUUUACUUAGCUCACAAGCGUCCAGUAUCAGAUUCAAAAUUCAAAAACUGGGAACGCGAGAGUAUCUCUUCUAGGAGUUCAAGCCCAUACGGUGUCAGCUGGCCUGGAAGAUCUGUAUUUCAUAAAGUGAGCAAGUUUGACAGUCUUCUAGGUAUCGAGGACUUUGGAUCAUCGAGUAUUUUACGUAAUCGAAGUCCAGACUCGGCGAAAGAGCGUUUGAAGGAAAGAAGUUCAAGUGAGCCGCCUUUGAAGACUCUGCCAGAACGUUCAGGCUCGAAACACUCAUCUUCACGAACUUCUUCACCAUCUCCAAUUAGAUCACCAGCCUGUAGACGCAUUCGUACAUUGAAGCAAGAAAAAUCAGAAAUUCCUAAUACAAUUAUUGCGAAGAAGAUUGCAACUAAAAGUGCUGGAGAAACUGAAGAACUGCAAGAAAUCCGAUCUAAGUUUGGCUCUGAUUUAUCAUUGAGUAGAAGCACGAAUUCUCUGUACACGUCACCAAUUGGUCACGAAGAGUAUCAUCAAUAUGUACUGGAAAGGUUACACAACAGAAGGAGAUCGAAAAGGUACAAGGAACUGCACGAUUUCUAUUCGAGCCUUGAAAGAUUGGGCGAAUUGGAGAGGACUUUUUCUACCAACGACUUACGACCAAGGAUGAAAAACGAAGAAAUUAUAGAUUAUGAUAGAUGGAAGAAAGUAAGGUCGCACGAGAGAGCUGAAGUCGAGUUCAGUGCUCUGUAUGGAAAGCUGAAGGCUGUUCAGAGGAACAAAGACUUGUUGUUCAGCACCAAAGAUAUCAGUAAGUUUAAAUGGCACGGUGACUGCAGUUUAAGGUGUAAAGAACGAUCUGUUGAAAAUAUUAUUCAGCAUUUCAACAAGCUGCAAUCUGAAGAGAGUGACCUAGAAUAUUCUAGAAGAAAAGAAAUCUCGUCGAGAAAAGAUACGUAUAAACCGCUUUGGCGAGGCACUUCUGUACUAAACGUGGCGAGCACAAUGCAGAAGAAAGCGAAUAGCUCUCAUAACGAGAAAUCCUUGGAUCAUACAGAUCAUCCAUUCUUACAAAGAAAUCUUGGUGGCAGUAAAAAAUUUUGGAGCAGUUUGUCUAUCGAACAAGUAGCUACUUUGAAGAAACAGCUAAACGAAAUUUACGGUAGCGAUAAUUUGCAAAAGUUUGCACCGUCGACAUCUUCAAAAAUGAAUCCGGAAAUCACAGAACAACGACAAGAGAAAAUAGGAGAAACUGAUAAACACGAUUCUUUAUCGAAAUAUGAAAUUGUCGUUCCACCUCAAGUCGAAUCGCCCGAUGUUCGAGAUGAUGGGAAAGGUCUUCAUGUACGAUGCCACUCUAUGAUUACAUCGGAUAUAUCCCCAAGGGAUCAUAAAUCGUUGACGGAUCGUCCAGAAUUGAAAUUGAAGAGAAGUGAUUCUAUUAGUCAAGGGAAAAGCACAGAAAAAUUUGAAUCUGAUAAAACUCUAUUCAGAAUCCCUCCAUCUAUGAGCGAGUUAGAGAAAAAGAGACUGUCUGUGACACUUGGAAAAGAAGUUUUGUCAGUUCUGUCGCUUCCAUUGGCUCCCCGUGAAACUCGAGGCAGCAUAGCAGCUGCAUUAGCGGCUAAGAAGAUGCCAAAAGCGACACGUUCUGCGGCUACGCCUAGCGUGACCAGCACAUCACCUAGAAGCUGUUAUUCUCUGGAGCCGUCAAGCGUUGAAGAUUCAUCGAGAACAGACUUGGGGAUUAAAGAAAGCGACUUCCUAUUGGUCCUAACCCCAAACAGCAAGAGUCCAUCUGAUAGACAGCGAGUAGAAAACGUUUUGGAAGAAUGGUCUAGAAAACCUCCUCUUCUAACGAUUGCUAUACCUCACACGACUACUCAGACCAAAAUUUCAGCCCAAAAUUCUGGCAGUGAAAGAGACAGUAUGACUGAAAGUUCCGAAACAUCUGUAAGAACGGUUAUUCAACGAAAUAUAGAGUCUCAAGAUGUUCCAACGAAGAUCGAAUUCUUCGAAAACGUUGAUAAAAUAGAAACUGAUCAAGAUCGUAGAAAAGCGGAGCAAACGAGAUCAAAAUCAAAGUUGAAAUCAGGGAGAUUGUCUUCUUCUCAAAGUUUUGCAGAUUUGAAAGAAUUAUUCGGUGAAACGGAAUCGGCAAAAUAUAGCACCUUGUCUUCGUCAAGGUGCAGAACACGUUCUAUUUCCCCAAAAGCAUUCGUUACAAAAGAGAAAGAAAGCAGCCCUGAUAGGGAAGUGGACACGCGACCCUCGUUUCGCUCUUGUUCAUGCGACCGUGAACAUGAUAGGCCUCAGAGCAUUAGUCCGUGUCGUGCAUCCAUGCGAUCGAAUUCAUCCUGCAGUCUCGAGAGCAUCUGGUUGCGUAGUUCCUCGCCAGACCCGGGAAAAUAUUGGCGCGCCUAUUUAAAGCUAGUAAAAAAUGGUACGGUGAGACGUUUGAAGGCUAGAUUUGAGAGUGCCGAAGAUCUUCGUGGAAAUACAGUCAGGACGGUUCCAGUACCAAAAAGAUUUCAGAGCGAUCCUGAACUGGCCAGAUGUCUUCUGAGGAAGGUGGACGAAGGUAAAGUGAAGCCUCAUGAAUUUGCGGACGUAGCCUGGUUGCGUCGAAGGUACGAGCCUCGCAGAGGAAGAGCUCGCCGCAGAGGCGAGUCUCCGCCGAUUCCACGUGUCCCUUUGAGACGAGAGGACUUGUCUAUGCCUCACAUCGAUGUUAUCAGUAAGACAGCUGAAUUGAAGGAUUCAGCUACAACUUCUACUGUGACUAAUGCUAGGAAGGCAGAGACUGACGAGCUGGAGGCGAGGAAGUCUGUUGGGCGUAUGAGAAAAAAGUUCGAAGAGUUUGCUACUCAGAAAACUUCGAUCCUGGGUGAAAUGUUCACCUCGUCGCCGAAUAUGCACGAGCUGAGAGAUAUCGCCCCUUAUCUAGCUGGUCAAUGGAUAGCACAUAGGUAUCCCAGUCGACGAGAUAACAUGCGCUCGUUGUCGUCGCCACCCAACCUCGCUGCCAGAUAUGUUUCCUCGAAAAGUAGGACGAAUUCCGCUUCCACAAAGACACAGAUCAAUGAUAGAGGUAAAGUGGUGAACCAAGUACGCGCCUUAUCAAAAGGUCCAUCGUCAAUUUUGAAACAAUCAGAUGGUUUUACAAGUCAACCGUUUGAUCCUGCUAAACACAGACCGAGGUUUAGAUAUCAACCGCUUCCUCCGCCACUAUCGCCGACCGUUCCACAAAAAGCCACUUCUUGGUGGUCACCAAUUCCCAUCUACACUGCUCGACCAACUGUCACUUUCGAAGAAUACUCGAACGCACCUCCACCGCCGUCAAAAUCUCAGCACUACAGAGACGCCUGCCAAGAAUCACCGAGGCGUUAUGUGGAGGGUGAGGUGACAAUUCACUAUCGUUCACCAGUGCGUACAGAGGCAAAAGAACCAUUGAGCGAAGAAGAGCUCGCUCGUCGAAGCGCGGAAAAUAUGCGACGCGUUUAUGAAGAAGAACGUCGUCGCAAAUAUCUUCAGGAAUUACACGAUAUCAAUUCACGACGACACACUGACAACUUUAUACCAUCACAAAAAUCACCGAUUCCCUUGAAUCGUUACGACGAUUUCGUGGAUGAUUUGAGUCACAGAAGCAGAUCCCAGGAGCAAACACCGGAACCGCGGCUCGUGGCAAAAGCACUUUAUAAUUUUAUCGGGCAAUCUCCACGGGAAUUAAAUUUCCGUCGCGGUGACAUAAUAUUUGUACGUCGCCAGGUAGACAAGAACUGGUACGAGGGUGAACAUAAUGCUAUGAUUGGCCUGUUCCCAUCGAAUUACGUUGAGAUUUUACCUUACGAUGGUAUGCGCACGACCCCAAAAAAACCUUACGAGGGUCAAGCACGAGCUAAAUUCAAUUUCGUCGCCCAAACAAAUCUCGAAUUAUCUUUAGCCAAAGGGGAAUUUGUGGUCUUAACAAGAAGAGUUGAUGAAAACUGGUAUGAGGGACGUAUCGGAAAUAGAAAGGGAAUAUUCCCCAUCUCCUACGUUGAAGUUAUGACAGAGCCUGGCCUUAGAUCAGAAACGCCAACACAAAACAAACCAGUAGCCUCUCCAGCAGCGCAUAGUCUUUUGGCAAAUGGAUCAGCUGGGGGGAAAAUGAGUAUGGGAUCCCAUCACUAUAUGCCGUCCAUACCAGUUAACAUUAACACAACCCAGCCACAUUACAAUUCACUG
This is a messenger RNA of Bombus impatiens (common eastern bumble bee), 14605 nucleotides long. RefSeq lists its product as uncharacterized. Lineage: Eukaryota; Metazoa; Arthropoda; Insecta; Hymenoptera; Apidae. The record is from RefSeq and is a predicted model, not a curated record. Gene Ontology annotation, molecular function: protein binding.